AAGGGUGCAGAAACAAAAGGCUUUGAUGGUGCAUUCCUAAAGGGGACAUGUAAAGGUGAACUGCUUUCCUGCAUUUCCAAGGAUGGAAAUAAUCAAAUGUUCCCUGUGGCUUGGGCAGUAGUUGAAAAGGAAUCAAAGGAUACAUGGUCUUGGUUUAUCAGGUCUCUCAAGCAUGAUCUAAACUUGACAGAAACUGAAGGAGAAGGGUUGACAGUCAUGUCUGAUAUGCAGAAGGGUCUUCAUCUAGCAAUAACUCAGUUAUUGCCAAAUGCUGAAAUGAGAUGGUGUGCUAGACAUAUCUGGGCUAAUUGGAAGCAAACUUGGCCUGGUGAGGAAAGAAGGAAAAAAUUCUGGCAGUGUGCAAGAGCUACAUUUGAGGUUUACUUUAGCAAGAAGUUGGAUGAAAUGGACCAGCUGGGGGGAAAUAUUGUUCAGGACUUACUGAAAUACAACAAGGAAACAUGGUGUAGGGCAUAUUUCAAAGACCAUAGUAAGUGUGAUGUAGUUGAGAACAACAUGUGUGAGACGUUCAAUAGUUGGAUAUUGGCAGCUAGGCACAAGUCUAUCAUUACUAUGUUAGAGGAAAUUAGAAUCAAGUGUAUGGAGAGGAUGAAUAGCAUGAGAGAGUUUUCUGAAAAAUGGGUAGGUGAGAUAUCACCCAUGGCUAUGGAAAUACUUGGAGAGAAUGCUCAAAGGGCAGCCAAAUGUGAAGUCAAAUUUAAUGGUGAAACAGGGUAUGAGAUCCAGGAUGGGCCAUAUAAACAUGUUGUUGACUUUAGGGCAUAUACCUGUACUUGUAGAUCAUGGCAACUCAAAGGAAUUCCAUGUGCACAUGCAAUUACAGCAAUGCAUUACAAGAACUAUGAGGUUGAGCAAUAUGUUGACCAUUGGUAUAGAAAGGAUACCUACCUUAAGGCAUAUAGCAGAUUCAUUCAACCUUUAACUAGUAUGAAUUUGUGGCCAACAAGCACACUGCCAGCUAUUGAGCCACCUGUUAUAACUGCAAUGCCGGGAAGGCCAAAGAAAAAAAGGACAAAGGCUGCUGAUGAACCAAAGAAGAAGUUUGGGAAGGGUACAAGGAUAGGGAGACAAAUGAGAUGUUCUUUGUGCAAGACUGUAGGACAUAACAAGAAAGGAUGCCCAUCAGCAAAAAACCAAAAGGGAAGGGCUGGAACUAGUUCAGGUAGAGGUGAAACUGCUGAAAGUGGAACUGCAGCAGCUGGAAGUGCAUCAACAAUACCUGCAAGUGCAUCAACAACACUAGCAAUCCUUGAUCCAAGCACACAACAAUCAACUAAUGUUGCAAGAGGUCCAAAAAGGAAGACCAAUGAGCCUAGAAGAGGUGGUGCAAAUGCAGGGUCUAAGAGAACAAAGACAGCAGGAUAUGGUGUGCUGUUUGAUUCAAGUGGCACUUCUGGAACUACUGACAGAGUGGUACACAAUCCUUCUACACUCAUAAGUUCUGCUCCUACCAACAUUGAACUUAG
Messenger RNA from Nicotiana attenuata, 1487 nucleotides. RefSeq lists its product as uncharacterized. The transcript is spliced from 4 exons. The annotation marks the transcript as partial. Gene Ontology annotation, molecular function: zinc ion binding. NCBI's taxonomy places the organism in Eukaryota, Viridiplantae, Streptophyta, Magnoliopsida, Solanales, Solanaceae. The record is from RefSeq and is a predicted model, not a curated record.